AUGAAAAAAACCAAAGGAGGACUUAUGUCCUUUAAUAAUUUUCUGUCAACAAGUCGUAAUCGUGAGAUAUCUUUCAAAAACUUUGCACGACCAGCAGCAUUAAAUACAAAUUCAGUUGGCAUCCUUUUCAUUAUGAACAUUGACACGGCUAUUUGUGCAAAUUCAUCAACACCAUUUGCUGAAGUAAGCAAAGUUGGCUACUACAAAGAUAAAGAGGAAGAAAUACUCUUUUCAACACAUGCGAUUUUUCGUAUCGAUCGCAUUGAACGAAUUCCCGAUAAUCACUCUGAUCGGCUAUACGAAGUUAAUCUCACUAUUGUCGGUAAUGACAAUCAUGAAUUGAACACACUUACAGCACAUCUGCGAGAAGAGUCCACUUGGGCAACAGGAUGGGCUCGAUUUGGUCACAUACUUAUUAAAUUGGGUGAGCCUGCAAAAGCUGAACAACUCUAUCAGAUCCUCAUUGAAAAGGCGCCUUCUGAUAAACAUAGAGCAGACUACAAUCAUCAACUUGGCUCGGUGUAUAAAGACAUGGGCGAGUAUUCAAAAGCACUUUUAUAUUACGGAAAAUCACUGGAUAUUUACAAGAAAAUUCUCUCUCCAAAUGAUCUCAGUUUGGCUUCUUCCUACAACAACAUCGGCUUGGUGUAUUAUAACAUGGGCGAGUACUCGAAAGCACUUUCAUCGUAUGAACGAUCACUUGAAAUCAAGAAAAUAGCUCUCCCUCCGACUCAUCCCGACGUGGCUGCUUCCUACCACAACAUCGGUAUGGUGUAUUAUAGCAUGGGCGAGUACUCAAAAGCACUUUCAUCGUACGAACGAUCACUUGAAAUCAAGAAAAUAGCUCUCCCUCCGAAUCAUCCCGACUUGGCUUCUUCCUACAACAACAUCGGUUCUUUGUAUGAUAACAUGGGCGAGUACUCAAAAGCACUUUCAUCGCACGAACAAUCACUUGAAAUCAAGAAAAUAGCUCUUCCACCAAAUCAUCCCAACUUGGCUUCUACCUACCUCAACAUCGGUACGGCGUAUGGUAACAUGGGCGAGUAUUCGAAAGCACUUUCACAUUACGAAAAAGCUCAAGAAAUCUUCCAAAAAUCACUUCCUGCAAAUCAUCCACAUAUUGCUCUUGUGAAAAGAAACAUUGACAAUGUAAAAAAGAAAAUCUAA
Rotaria sp. Silwood1 is the source of this 1167-nucleotide messenger RNA. The record is from the annotation of a GenBank genome assembly. NCBI's taxonomy places the organism in Eukaryota, Metazoa, Rotifera, Eurotatoria, Philodinida, Philodinidae.